UGACCCUGCUUACAGGUAUGGGCUGGAUAAACAGGUAGACGCUCAGUUGGAAGUUGGACGUGGGACAGUUGGAGUUUAACAUUGUGACAACUGUACGUAAUGUUGGAACCAGACCAGUUGGACAGGCUAUUACCUGAGGAGACACCUACUACUGUGUGUUGAAGCUGAGCCCAACAAGUGUACAUCUUACAGCCAGAUUAGUGACGAGGUUUCUCACAGCAUCAUGAAGCAAUUCUACUUGACUGCUGUGGUUUUGUAUAUAACAGCAGGAUUGUACAGUGUAGCAUCUGUGCCAGCAGACUGUCCUCAACUGACAGCCAUUAUACCACAAUGUAACUGUGAAAGCAGUCUGGACCAAGCCACUGACAUAGUUAUCAACUGUCGUCGCAAAGGCCUCACUACCUUUCCAACCAUUAAUGGAUCUUACACUGGAUUAAUCUAUGAAUUCACACUGGCUUUUAACGACAUUGAGACAGUACCGGAUGAUGCUUUUCAAGGACUCCGCAUCAAGCGCCUGGAUUUGACCAGCAACAAGCUGUCCAACAUUUCGGAUGUGGCUUUCCGCAAUUUAGAAGCUGACCUCACAGUGCUGAAACUCAGUGGAGGUGUGAAUGGCAUGAGUGCACCAUUCACCGCCAUGGUCAACCUGGUCAACCUUCAAGAACUGACACUUGAAAAUUUCCUGAUUCAAAAUGGAGACUUAGAAAAUAGUAACUACUUCCAGCCCUUCUCUGCACUUCAGAAAUUGACUCUCAAAAACUGGAACCUGAAGUCAGUUGCCUCUACAGCCUUCACAGGCCUGACAAGCUUAAAAGAGCUGUACAUACAGCAACAACCAAAUCUCACAUCACUGCCUGUUGGAGCCAUCGACAUAAUGCAAGAUACAAUAGAAAAAUUGAGGUAUCGGACACGAAAAUUACAACAUUAUAUGCUUACAGUUUCCAAAAUAUGA
Haliotis rubra (blacklip abalone) is the source of this 952-nucleotide messenger RNA. RefSeq names its product leucine-rich repeat-containing protein 4B-like. The record is from RefSeq and is a predicted model, not a curated record. NCBI's taxonomy places the organism in Eukaryota, Metazoa, Mollusca, Gastropoda, Lepetellida, Haliotidae. The coding region runs from base 224 to 952 and encodes 242 amino acids. Gene Ontology annotation, molecular function: protein binding. Gene Ontology annotation, cellular component: extracellular matrix. The transcript has 2 exons.